Messenger RNA from Salvia miltiorrhiza (redroot sage), 2779 nucleotides. Its product is annotated as ATP-dependent RNA helicase-like protein DB10. The record is from RefSeq and is a predicted model, not a curated record. The transcript is spliced from 9 exons. Gene Ontology annotation, cellular component: cytoplasm; ribonucleoprotein complex; nucleus. Gene Ontology annotation, molecular function: ATP binding; RNA helicase activity; protein binding. NCBI's taxonomy places the organism in Eukaryota, Viridiplantae, Streptophyta, Magnoliopsida, Lamiales, Lamiaceae. The coding region runs from base 258 to 2357 and encodes 699 amino acids.
CAUCCUUUCUCUCUCUUGAGUUGCCCACUUCUGCUUUCUCGAAGGCAUAUACUCUCACUCUCUCUCUCAAACGUAGAAUACAUAUAUACGCAGAAGCUUAGAAUGUUGGUUGCUUUUUAGAGAGAGAAGAAGCGGUCCUUGGAAAGCCACCGCGGAGAGAUCAUUUCCUUUGUGUGCUCUGUUCUGUUCUGUUCUGCUAUUUUCUUUUUCUUUUUUCGAGACGACGGCGUAAGGGUACGUAAGAGUGAAGCUUUGAUAUGGCUGCAGCUACGGCAGUUGCAUCUUCUGCUAGUGUACGGUAUGCACCAGAGGACCCUUCGCUUCCAAAACCAUGGAGAGGACUGGUUGAUGGUAGGACUGGAAAUCUUUACUUCUGGAACCCCGUGACUAACGUAACCCAGUACGAGAGACCUGUUGCCUCCUCGGGUGUAAGCUCGGAACAGUCUAACAAUGCUUUGGGUUCAUCUGCUGCUCAAAAGGACCCACAGUGCCGUGGAUCUCAUGAUGAAGGCAGAUAUAGCAAUGCUGGUUCAGCAAAGUACACUUCUGAUCCAGAAAUUGACCAGUCUGCCAGAAACAGACCAGAUUAUUCACAGAGUGAUCCAGUUGUGGCAAAAAAUGCUGUGCAUAAACCCAUUGAAUCUAAAGGCCCAGAAACUGGGUUGUCUGUGGAGGCAUAUUGUCGUCGUCAUGAAAUUUCUGUAACUGGAGGAAAUGUCCCGCCUUUCAUGUCGUUUCAAUCCACUGGUUUUCCUUCAGAGAUAUUAAGAGAGGCACAACAAGCUGGUUUCUCUGCUCCAACUCCAAUCCAGGCACAAUCAUGGCCGAUUGCUAUGCAAGGUCGUGAUAUUGUGGCCAUUGCCAAGACAGGAUCUGGGAAGACUUUGGGUUACUUGAUUCCUGGAUUUCUUCAUCUGAAACAAAAGCGAAAUAACCCUAAAUUAGGUCCAACAAUUUUGGUGCUCUCACCAACAAGAGAGUUGGCCACACAGAUACAAGAUGAAGCAGUGAAGUUUGGGAGAUCAUCUAGGAUAUCUUGUACGUGUCUGUAUGGGGGUGCACCAAAAGGACCUCAGUUGAAAGACUUAGACAGAGGUGUGGAUAUUGUGGUGGCUACUCCUGGUCGAUUGAAUGAUCUUUUGGAGAUGAAAAGAGUUUAUCUCCAUCAAAUUUCGUAUUUGGUAUUGGAUGAGGCAGACAGGAUGCUAGACAUGGGCUUUGAACCCCAAAUAAGGAAAAUUGUGAAGGAGGUGCCUCCUAGUAGGCAAACCUUGAUGUACACAGCAACAUGGCCAAAGGAGGUGCGGAGAAUUGCUGCUGAUUUACUGGUGAACCCUGUUCAGGUUAACAUUGGGAAUGCUGAUGAGCUUGUUGCCAACAAGUCAAUAACCCAGCAUAUUGAAGUUUUAUCCCAAAUGGAUAAGCGUCGUCGUUUGGAACAGAUAUUGAGGUCUCAACAACCAGGAUCAAAGAUAAUUAUCUUUUGCUCUACUAAGAAAAUGUGCGAUAUCCUCGCUGAUAACCUAAACCGGCAAUUUGGAGCUGCUGCUAUUCACGGUGACAAAUCUCAGGAUGAUAGGGAUCAUGUGCUGAGUCAAUUUCGAACUGGAAGGUCCCCAGUGCUUGUAGCCACUGAUGUUGCUGCUCGUGGAUUGGACGUUAAGGAUAUUAGGGUGGUAGUAAACUAUGACUUCCCGACGGGAAUUGAGGAUUAUGUUCAUAGAAUUGGAAGAACUGGACGAGCAGGUGCCACUGGAGAGGCUUACACUUUUUUUGGUGAUCAGGAUGCAAGGCAUGCAUCGGAUCUUGUCAAAAUUCUGGAAGGAGCAAAUCAAAAUGUCCCUGCUGAACUUCGUGAUUUGGCAUCACGUGGUGGUGGGAUGGGAAGAGGGAGGCGCCAGUGGGGCUCUGGUCCUUCCGGACGUGAUGUCGGAUAUGGUGGACGUAACGAUUCUUCUUAUGGUGGACGUAAUGAUUCUUCUUAUGGUGGAAGGGGAGGCGGAGGAAGGGGAGGAGGUUGGGGAACACCAUCGUCUCCUGAUAGGCAGGACAGGUAUGGUUCUGAAUCGUUUGGUCACAACUCAAAUGCUACUGGAAGCUUUCAUCAGAAGAGCUUUCAUGAGAGCAUGAUGGCUGCUUCCAAGAGCAGAGAUAGAAGUCGCAGCAGAAGCCCCAACAGGAAUUCAGAAUGGGCUAACAACUCCAGCGCAGAGAAAUUUGAUGGAGCUGCCACCAACCAGCGCAGUUUUCACGAAACCAUGAUGGGGGCAGCUCAACCACCACCAUCUUUAGAUGCCCGAGCCUCACCUAAUGAUGACCCUCAAGAGUCAUUGCCAGAAAUCAACCUCCUCUCCUGAUGUUCAGGAUGACGCUGCAGCUGUGCAGUCAGGAAACGGUCAACUUGACCACGAACAUAACUCCAACUUCAAAGGGGAUGAUGCAUCAAUCAAACCAUCAAAGGAGGAUCAACCUGCUUUCGUCUGACUUGACAUCCUAGGUACUCUUGCAUUUUGUUAAUAUCUGCCUGAGGGGUAACUCGUAAGUAGAACUUGGAACACGUUGUAAUUGAACCCCCUGAGAUGCCCCCAUAAACUCUUCUAAAGUGGGCAAUUUUUUGCUGUACAUGGUUAAUGCUGCAGUAGGCACAGCUUACAUGGUCUGACACAAAUGCUGCUGCCAUAGACAAUGUCUCUCUUGUUGGAUACUUAAAUCUAUGGUAGCUAAAACAUAUAUAUUUUGUUGCUCCACAUAUCUAAUGAUUGGUAUUUUAUUACUGAUA